Molecule: messenger RNA, 7986 nt
Organism: Mytilus californianus (California mussel)
Lineage: Eukaryota; Metazoa; Mollusca; Bivalvia; Mytilida; Mytilidae
Exons: 24
Coding region: 9-7721 (2570 amino acids)
Biological process (GO): detection of mechanical stimulus
Cellular component (GO): membrane
Molecular function (GO): protein binding; calcium channel activity; calcium ion binding
Source: RefSeq, a predicted model, not a curated record
CUAUUUCUAUGGUAAUACUUUCAACGGUAGCAUAUAGAAUGGACACUCACAAUGCAGCAACUAUAUAUCGGAUUUUAUUUCUAGAUCAAAUAGUUAUAUUUGAAGCUGAAAUAACGUCUACAUGGACCUCUUGGGGAUCAUGUAAUAAAAUUAUUUCAAGUCCGGAUCAAAACUGCAAAGGAAUACAGACAAGAACAAAUGACACAGAAGACACUGUAGCGGGAACUUACAGUUAUGAAGAGACAAGAGUAUGUUAUCUUACAAACGAAACAAUUGAUGGCGGUUACACAUUAUGGAGUGAGUGGGAUGAUUGCUCCCAAAAAUGUAAAGGAACAACAACUAGAAGUCGAAAGUGUCAUAACCCCACACCAUGCAAUGGCGGUGAAGAUUGUAUUAGGCAUAUUGGAACAGACAUACUAAAAAAAAAAUGCAGACCUGUGGCAGGACAAUGGGGAGAAUUGGGAGCUUGGAGCUACUGUAUAAAGUCGAAUUCUGGCGUUUACGGAACUGGUACUUAUCUACGUUCACGUAAAUGUGAUAAUCCAGUUAAUAUUUGUGGAGGCGAAUAUUGCAUAGGAGUAAAUCAGACUGAAGGAAAUUGCAGAGUUGUGCCUCCAUGUCUUACAUACCAAAUGUUUAGCGACAAAUUUCUUAAAAAAGAAAAUGCUAUGUCAAUUUAUACCUCAGCACAAGUAAAUAUAUACCUUCUGACAAAAAACAAGUGUACGACGGCAACUAUAAUUCAUACGUAUUUUGAAUUAUACAAGAUAACAAACAUAACUGCUAACACAGAAGUGCAGGUCGGGGGGAAGGACUACAGUGUGAAGUUCAAGUUUAACCCAGGAGAACAUGACAUAGGAUACUAUCGUUUAUAUGCAAGGAUAGGAUAUCCUGCAAGCAUGGAACACUGGAUGGAAGAAUCAAUGUUUGUGAAAAUAGAGCAACCACCACCACAUGCAUUUAUAAAAGGUGGAGCUGGAAGGACUAUUGGUCAAGGAAUCUCAGAACUUGACGCUCGUUCUAUGUCGUAUAGUUUAACUAAAGGACCCGGUGAUCCUUCAGGUCUUAUUUUUUCUUGGAGAUGUCUUAAUUUUGUCACACAUAAUAUCUAUAAUCUACUGCAAUUUGAUAUUAAACCAGUAUUAGCUUUUAAGGAUAAAAGUGAUUAUAAAAAGAAAUGGUACGAAACUAACUUUGUUCUAUAUAUAAAAAACAAAGUCGCAUUCAUCCAUGGCUCUACACUUGCCGCCUUUGUAAAUAACCUAAAACAUUCUAAUUCCACAUGCAUGCUUGGUAAUGAGUUUUACGUCAAGGCUGAACUUUAUAAAUAUCCCCCAGCCAAAAAACAGAUAGACGAAACAAUAGAAGCAUACGAUAAUUUUUCUUCGACAUCAAUAUCCAAUACAUGGAAUGGGAGCAAUAUUACAACUUCAAUAAUGACAACACUAGAAACAACUGUUACUCAAGGAAAUGAUACUGUUAGUACAUUGAGUAAUAUGACAACAUUUGAAGCAAUGACAACAACAGAGGAGACAACUACGCCAGCGCCUCUUUAUGAUCUGAUAGCUCUUACGCGAUUUUUUGAAAUUGACUUUAUGAAUGACAUGGAGUCAAAACCUAAAUCCGAACUGAACAGCACAGAAUUUGUCUUACCUUCUCAAGAAAAUUACACACUUGUUUUAAACGAAAUGUUAGAAUUUCUAACAAUUUUGUAUGAUGAAGAAUCUGAAGCCUUUCUACAGGAUACAGACGACUUUUUUGAAAGGUUAUCUGAUAGUUCAUUAACUCUUGAUAGUUUAUAUAAAUUAAGUGAACUUUCUGGGUUGCCUGCAAGUGCUAAUGCUACAUUUUUUGAUAAUCUACUAGAAUGGCUGCAAAACGCAAAUGUAUCGAAACAAUUUGCAUAUGAGCUGCGGGAUUUGUUGGAUAGCUUUAGAUAUGUCCAAUCUUACAUCCAAAAAACAACAAAUUUAGUAGAAUUAAUAGGAAUCGAAGGAUACUUCAAACUUGUCCUUGAUGACUCUGGACAAUGUUUGAUGGAUUAUCUGGGAAAUAUAUUUAACGGAUUUGAUAAGAUUAACUCAUUUGAUUGGCAUAAAAUGAAAAAUCAAGAAAAAUAUUACUUGAAAUGGCUAGAGGAUGAUCUGUUCAACUCUAGUGCCUGUAAAUUGUUCAACGGAAUCGAUGAUGGAACCGGAAGUCUCACUGUUACCUCACAAGAUGUCUCAGAGGGAAAGGGAUUUUUAGUGUAUUUAAGAGUAGAAUUUGAGGAGUCGGUUAGUUAUUUUAUACAACAUGCCCAAUCAGUUUCUGGAAAUCCCCCAGUACUGGCAAUAGAAUGCAGAUUAAAUUGCAUGAAGAAGACAGCUUUGACUUCUAUAAUGUCGCUCAAAUCUUCGUGUCCUUUUUGUACAUUUGAACAGCAAAAAGGAUUUAAAUUUUGGUGGCGAGUCAAAGAUUUUGAUAUCUUCAGUAGAAAAUCAACAACAAAUGAUUACUGGCAAUCUUGGAUGCUAUCUGAAUUGGAAAGCGAUUCAUUUGUUAUGAAAGCCAACGUUUUGAAUGCUAGUGCAGGAUACCUUAUAGAGGCUCACAUGCAGCUUGCAACAGGGGAGACGAGCAUUGGUAUUUGGGCCGUCAAUACAAACAUAUUACCGUAUGGUGGCUCUUGUGAAAUGGAGGAUGCAAACUGGGGGGAAAAGAAAGUAACAACAAAUGGAUGGAAUGACGAAGGGUUCCGAACCUCAACUGAUACCAGUUAUGACUGGAAAGAACAGCUGAUUUAUCGAAUAGUUCAGACGAAUUCUGAAGGAAAGGAAACACUUCUAUAUUACGGUUUAGAGGAAGAGAAUUAUAUCAAAGUAAAACCUGGUAUCGGUACCGAUGAUUAUCAUGUUACAAUAAAAAUACAGAUCUAUGACAUUUUUAUUGAUCAUACAGAAUGUACUAAACAUAUCGGACAGGUUCAUCCCACUUAUACCACAUCAGACCAAAAAAGUGUAUCGUCAUUCUUAUAUUCCUCGUCUGAAAGUGUGGAUUAUUACUGGAAAACUGGGAAUGUAAAACAAGUGGCCAUGAAUGCAGAGGUAGCCGGAACACCCGUCACAGAUUUGAAUACAACUACAACAAUAUUUGAUACCGAACCUGCACAAUGGGUGAAUAUUGGUGUUGAAAUACUGUCUGAUGGUACAAAUGUUACAAAAACAUUUGAUGAAUUGUGGAAUAUGUAUUUAAAUCCUGAUUAUGGAGAUGUAACAAGCGAUAUAAAAGAGCAAUUGACAACUUUUUCCACGAUACUGGCUGAAACAUCUUAUGUUGUUGAUGGAACAUCCACUGUGAAUUUAGACCAGGUUGCUAAUAGUAUUGGCACAAUUAUUGGAAACAAGCGAUUCACUGCAAAUUCUUCAGCAUCCAAGGCAUUUGAAGGAAAUAAAGGUCUGUUGGAAAAACUUGUAAAAUUGACAAGUAAUGAGACAUAUCCAAAGUAUGAAGACUACAUUUCUACGUGUCAAGGUAUGUUAAGGGUCUUGAACAAUGCUUUGGAAGCCAUAUUACCCAAGACAUCAGUGGAUACACCAAUAACAUUAGAUAUAUAUACAAUAUUGUCGGAUAUAUCUAGCAGACAGGAGUUAUCUGAACCAAACAAGGCUGAUCUUACUCCUGCAGAAAGAGCUUUCAUUGCUUCACAGAUUGCUAUGAAGAAUGAACUGGAUGCGGAUAUAAAAAAUGAUGUUGUAAAAAACGAGGUUCAAAUACUAUUGGAUAGUAUUUCCGACUUAGGCCACGUGCUUCAGAUGUUGAACUUUCGUAAACAGAUGCCUGUUUACGUUCAAAAUGGACACAUUAAUUCCACUGAGGACAAGAAACUGAUUGGAGAGCUGAUUCAGAAAGGGUUUCAAAACAAUGAAGUAGAUUUAAGUUUUGUAGAAUCAAAUUCCCAGUCUACACAAGAACAAGCCAUACAGGUAACAUUAUAUGACCACACACCAUUUUCGUGGGAUGAUGAGUCCAAGUUCAUAUCAUCUAAGACGGUAACUGUGUCAGUGGGAGAAGGCAAUACAACAAACUCAGCAAUACUAUCAAAAAUCAAACUCCAAAAUACUGGUUUAGUACCAAAAAGAAAAACUAUCAAAAUAGCCAUUCCAGUAGAUAAAAACGAAACCACUUCACAGAUGCUGAUGUAUAAAAUGUACUGGAAGACACCUGCAGAUAAUUUGAUAAUCAGUAUAAAUAACGCCAUGGACCACCUUAAUCACACUAUUUACAUUCGGAAGAAAGAACAUCCAACGGAAGACGAAUAUGACUGGAUGAAAAUAACACAAUCCAGUGACUGGUUGAGGACCAGCGAAAUUAAAGUAAUACUGGACGGUGGACUAUACACAGCCCCAGCUAAUGUGUAUAUUGGAGUCCUUGUUCAAAAAGAAACAUCUUCCGCCCCUACAUUAAGCAGGCGAAAAAGGUCAUUGAGUACUACUAUUGUUGAAUAUGAAAUUCUUGGUGCUACGGUUGGUUGUAGAGUAUGGGAUACUGCAAAGGAGAAAUGGGACAAAAGUUCAUGUCAGCUUUCUGCUGCAUCAACCAUCAAUGAGACUGUUUGUGAAUGUUUCAGUCCACCCGGAAACAGUUUUGCCACAACUUUCUACGUGCCUCCAAACACAAUCGAUUUUGGAAGUGUUUUUGAAAAGUUUGAUUUGAAAAACAAUGCAGCGGUGUUUGCAACAGUUGUAUCACUGGUACUGUUGUAUAUUUUGUUAUGCGUAUGGGCAUUCAGACAGGACAGAAAGGAUCAUACAAAGUGGGCGUUAUCAUAUCUGAGUGACAAUGGACCUUACGAUGAUUACUUGUACAUUCUAACGGUGUUCACAGGACUACACAGAAAUGCAGGAACAAAAUCUAGAAUAGGUUUCAUGAUAAUUGAUGGCACACCAAAGAAAAGCAAAUUUUAUGAACCAGAUAUACGAAUAUUAGAUGAUGAAACACAUCGAGGUUUUGAUGUUGGUAGCAUCCGGAAAUUUGUCAUGAGCGUUCCUAAACCAAUAAAUGACCCAACAGUAUUAAAAAUUUGGCAUGAUAAUAGUGGACAAGGAAAUACGGCAUCAUGGUAUCUUAAUAAAAUCAUACUGGAGGAUGUACAAACUGGUGGAAGGUAUAUGUUUUUAUGUGAUCAAUGGUUGUCUUUGGACUAUGAUGAUGGCUGCAUUGAUUGUGCCAUUCCUGUUUCAGAUGAAUUGGAUAAACACAAAUUCUCAUUUUUAUUUAAUGAAAAAACUAGGCAAAAUACAACAGACAAUCACUUAUGGCUAUCGGUUGCAAUUCGACCUGAAGACAGUAACUUUACAAGGAUAGAACGACUGGCUUGUUGUUUGACAUUGUUGUUUCUUACUAUGAUCUCAAACGCAAUGUUUUAUGGACAAAGUACCGGAAGUCGCUUUUCAAUUGGACCUAUCACAUUAUCACUUUCUGUGAUAUACAUUUCACUUAUCAGUGCAAUAAUUGCUGCACCUCCAAUAUUCUUAGUAACUUAUAUGUUCAGAAGUUCGAGACCUCAUCCAACAAAUGAGAAGAAACAUUUAACAAAUACUAAAGCAAAUCAUGAAAGGACACUUAAAUCCAAGACCGAUGAGGAAAACAAUCCCAACGCAGAUGUAACAGACGACCCUCAAUUUUCACUUCCGUUUUGGUGUAGAUAUGUUGCAUGGGGAAUUGUUACAUUAGCCGUUUUUGUAUCCGGAUUUUUUCUAAUUCUUUAUAGCAUGGAAUGGGGACAGACGAAGUCAGAGGAAUGGCUUCUAUGUUUCUUUAUGUCAUUCAUCGAAUCAAUGCUCCUCGUUGAUCCACUCAAGAUAAUAUUGCUUUCCCUCGUAUUCUCUUGGAUUGUAAAGAGUUAUAAAGAGAAAACUGUGAAAUACGACAGAGAGAAACUUCUUCUGGAGACCAAAAGACGUACAGCAAGUCCAUUGUCAUAUCUUUUAGAUGUGUUCAAAAAGACGCAAGCACCAUUGGAACCCCAAAAAGUUGCUAGCUUAAAAGAAAAAAGACAGCAGCGACUUAAAAUGCAAGAGAUUUUUAUAGAACUUGUUUUAUAUAUCAUAUUCCUUGCUGUUUUGUAUUGCGUCAGUUUUAGAAACAGGGAUUCUAGAUGGUAUAAUGUUAAACAUCAUCUAGAGCAGCAGCUUGUUACAUCAAAUAGUAUCUCAGUUGGAGAUUCAACGUUGAAAUAUGAUCAGGUUACAACUUCAUCUAAUUUAUAUGUUUGGAUUGAUGAGACCCUUAUUGCAUUUCUAUUUCCACGGUAUCAUACUAAUGGAGAUCUACUGAAUGCCGAAAGAAGAUUGUAUGUACAGGACCAAGUAAAUUUUCGCGUUGGUCCAAUGAGACUGAGACAACUAAGAGCAGUUCAAGAGCCAUGUAGGACAAAGUUUUGGGGAAAUUUUACCUGUUAUGAUGAUUAUUCCAUUAACGGAGAGGAUGAUGAAAACUACUGUGUAGCCUGGGAGCCUCGCCCUUGUGUCAGAGGUCAAGCUGUAUAUAAUAUGACAUCUGCUGCCUGGAAGUUUGUGUCGUCUGUUGAUAUUUGGGGACUUCCGGUCACAGGACUACAUUCUACCUAUGGCGGUGGUGGAUAUAUAGCAGAAUUUAUUGUCAACUACAACAUAUCACGUCUUAUUCUUAAUGAUUUGUAUAGAUACGCAUGGAUAGAUCGUAAAACGAGAGCCAUAUUUACAGAAUUCACCUUGUACAACGUGAACGACAAUGUGUUUGUAUAUAUCACGUUUUUGGCUGAAUUUCCUGAAACAGGUGGCGUCAUUACAAGUACAUCAAUCAAACCGUUUCGGCCUUAUCAACAUAUCGGAAGUCUUGGUAUGUUCAUCUUUUUUGGUGAAAUUAUUUUAUUAAUUGUAAUAACUAUAUUUUCUGUUCAUAAAUGCCUUUUGUUUUGGAGAAACGGUAAGAAGAUGCUGAAAGAAUUAUGGCAUGCUCUCGACAUUUUAAUUAUAUUCUUAUUCUUGGUUUGCGCCGUAAUGUAUAUUGGUAGAUGGAUAAUGAUUAAUUUGGCAAUGGAAGAUUGGGAAAAUGAUAAGAAUAAAUUCGUCAACUUCAGGCAUAUUGCAUCAUGGGACGAACUGUUUAAUGUUUUAUUGGCAUUCAUUAUAUUUCUGACAACAGUGCGAAUCAUGCGAAUUUUAAGCUACAAUGAAAGAAUAAAUCAAUUUGGAAAGGUUCUUGCUCACGUGAGUUGUGAUCUUUGUGGAUGUUUCGUAAUGUUUCUGAUGGUGUAUGUAGCGUUUGUGACUUUCGGACAUUUAAUAUUUGGCAGGCAUUUAAAAACAUACAAAAACUUAUUCGUGUCAUCAACGACAUUGGUCAAUGCUAUUAUCGGUAAAAACAGUAUCAAUGAUCUGUUUUCUGUGGAGCCGGUUCUGGGAAGAGCCUAUUACUUCUUCUUCGUUUUGUUUUUGUUGUGGAUUCUAAUGACAAUGAUGAAUGCAACAUUAAAUGUAGGUAUUACAACAGUUAGGAAAAAACCUGUUCGGUCAACAUACGGCAUCAUAAACAUCGUAGCAAGCUUCUGGAAAGAGGCUGUUGGUCUCAUUAUUGCAUCAAAUGAUACCACAACAAAAGACAAGCUAAAGUUAUCACAAGACUACAUAUCAAGUAAGGAAGUUCCAAAGCAAAUAGUUAUAAUACGUCAGGAGAUACAAAACAGGUCAAAACAAUAAAACCGAAGGAAGACUUACCGAAAUAGAAAGUACGACCAAGGCGUAUUUAUCAGUAAUAUUAAUUUAAUCCAUGAAUUAUAGUUGAUCUUAAACUAGCUAUUUAACUUUUAUAGUUGAUCUUAAACUAACUAUUUAACUUUUGCACAAACAAACUUGUUUUGAUAUGACAUUAUCGUCUUUUGUUUUAGAAAUUUUCCAUAAAUAAUAAUAAGUGUAUCAUGGUUUCUGUUUAUUAAAUUGCAUCUUAUUAAAUAGUCUUUUUUCA